CACCGGCCAUAUUGGGCUGUGGAAAUAAAGCAGCUCUAAUGUUAUAUGUCACCUGCAAAUAACCCGGGCGUUCGAAAAAAGCAAACCACCACAACCCACACCAACACCAAGCCCUCUCCACACACCCAACUCCUUCACAAUGAGCCCGGAUGCCUGGCUCCCUCAGCCUGUCCUGUGCCUCUCUGCCCUCAGCCUGCUGUUCUCGCUGGUGCCCACAGGGCUGGGAAUGGAGGUGAUGGCUCCCCCCAUCAUCAACGCCAUGAACGGCAGCUCUGUAAAGCUCUCCUGCACCUUCAACUCCUGCUACAAGGUGGAGAACAAGCAGUUCUCCCUCAACUGGACGUACCAGGCGUGCAUGAACUGCUCUGAGGAGCUGUUCCUUCAGUUCCGGAUGAAGAUCAUGAACAAGCAGCUGGAGCGCUUUGGGAACCGGGUGGAGUUCACUGGGAACCCCACCAAGAACGACGUGUCCUUCACCCUCAACAACGUGCAGCUGGAGGACGAGGGCACCUACAACUGCUACGUCCUCAAUCCCCCGGACCGGCAGCGGGGCCACGCCAGCAUCAGCCUGAAGGUGCUCACCGAAGAACCCCCAAAGCGUGAUUCGACGGUGGCUGUCAUCGUGGGUGCCUCCGUGGGUGGCUUCCUGGCCGUGGUCAUCCUGGUGCUGAUGGUGGUGAAGUGCGUGCGUCGGAAAAAGCAGCAGAGGCUGAACACGGAUGAUCAGAAAACGGAGGAGGAAGGAAAGACGGACGGCGAAGGCAACCCGGAGGAGGGCACCAAUGGUGGGGAGAAGGAGCAGCGCGUGCCGGGAUGGAGCGGCGCAGCCAUCAACCCGAGCCCAGGACCCAGAACUGCCCUCCCCGGCUCCUGAGGGGCCCUGCACAACUCGUACUGCCACGGCCACGCACUGCCAGCCCGUGGGGCCCCGCGGUGCCACCCCCAAAACCCACAGUCCAACUCCUGCCCUGCUUGCAGCUCCCUCUGGGAGCCUUUGGGCAAAUCCUUGCCCUGUGCAUCCAGGUCCUUGCAGGGUAGCGGUGCCAGCAGAGACAGCAAGCAUUGCAUUCCCUGCUGCACCGUGUCCUGCUGUCCCUUGUCCUGCUGUGGCCAGGACGUGCCCUGCUCUGCCCCAUUCACCCCUGGGCUCAGCCCGCUGCCUGCACCCACACGCACAGCUGCAUCGCUUUGCUGCUCCAUUGUGAGCAGUUUUUGGGGCCAACUCCAGCUGUGAGCUCACAGCCAGCCCCACACCUGCCUUCAUCUCACUCAUGCACUGUCCUUGGAUUGCAACUUGCCAAUGCAUCUGUCUGUACAUAGCUGUAAACAACGGAGAGUCUACAAAUAUAUAUAUAAAUCUAUAUAUAUAUAUGGGAGGUGCUGCUAUUGGCCAUAGCUGUACUUUGGGUUUGCGCCUUCCAAUGUUUGUUUUGUUUUUCUUUUUGCCAAACAUUCUGCUGGUGGUGUUUUCGCCAAAGCCUGACUGGAGGAUGUUUUUAUUGCUCUUUGUACAGUUAAACAAACAGAGGAACAACAAAAUGCAA
Messenger RNA from Lagopus leucura (white-tailed ptarmigan), 1544 nucleotides. RefSeq names its product sodium voltage-gated channel beta subunit 2 (gene SCN2B). The transcript has 5 exons. The record is from RefSeq and is a predicted model, not a curated record. The coding region runs from base 140 to 874 and encodes 244 amino acids. NCBI's taxonomy places the organism in Eukaryota, Metazoa, Chordata, Aves, Galliformes, Phasianidae. Gene Ontology annotation, cellular component: membrane.